This is a messenger RNA of Scleropages formosus (Asian bonytongue), 1500 nucleotides long. RefSeq names its product baculoviral IAP repeat-containing protein 7-A-like. The transcript is spliced from 7 exons. Gene Ontology annotation, cellular component: cytoplasm; nucleus. The coding region runs from base 375 to 1115 and encodes 246 amino acids. Gene Ontology annotation, biological process: regulation of cell cycle; positive regulation of protein ubiquitination; negative regulation of apoptotic process. NCBI's taxonomy places the organism in Eukaryota, Metazoa, Chordata, Actinopteri, Osteoglossiformes, Osteoglossidae. Gene Ontology annotation, molecular function: cysteine-type endopeptidase inhibitor activity involved in apoptotic process; ubiquitin protein ligase activity. The record is from RefSeq and is a predicted model, not a curated record.
CCCGGUCCAACCCGCUGCGCCAUCGCAUCCCCCACAUCACAGCUCCACUUCUGGUAAAAAAUGUAAACCUGCUGUAAAUGAAAAGAAAAUUAAUAAAGGGUAAUCAAUAAGAGUCAUUCUCUUAGUUCACACUUAAAGUCCGCAGUACUUCACUCUUUCGGGCUUUGAACCAAGAAGCUCCAGCCAGGGUCGCUCGCCGUGCCCUUCACCACUGCGCCACCUGCCGACACAAUCCGUCACCUGUGCGGGCGGGGCGCGCGUGCACCCAUGGCACCGCCCCCUCCUGUGCACGCGGAUCGUUCCCGAAAGAUCUCGGCUCCGCGAUGGGGCCACAAGGGCGGGGCAGCGCGAGCGCGGCCGGCCACUAAGGCGCGAUGUCGGGAACGAGAGCGUGGGAUCCCCGCAGGCGGGGGGUCGGCGCGGCCCCGGGAUCGCCUCCCCCGGACUCGGUGGACGGACAGCUGCUCACCCAGAUCCACAGGAUGGUCGCGGACGAGGAGGCGCUCAGCGCGCAGCCCGCGCACCCGAGGCUGGCGAGCGAGGACGCGCGCAGGAGCACCUUCGUCGGCUGGCCGCCAGGCGGCGCUGUCGGGCCCGAGGCGCUCGUCCCCGCGGGCUUCUUCUAUACAGGCCACAACGACAACGUCAAGUGCUUCCACUGUGAUGGAAGCCUGAGGAACUGGGAACCUGGAGACGACCCUUGGAAGGAACACGCCAAGUGGUUCCCACGGUGUGAGUUUCUGCUUCAGGUUAAAGGACUGGAAUAUGUGCGCAGCAUCCAGGAGUCCAGUUUCUCCACGGGCCCAACUGCAGGUGCGUCUCUAGUGUCCACCUCUGUUGGAGAAGAGCCCACGGAGAGACGGGGCACCGCUGCUGGCCGAGGGGGAGUGCAGCGCCAUGGCAGGGCUCAAGGCUCGCAGGGACUCAGCGCUGAGCAGCAGUUGCGGCAGCUGCAGGAGGAACGCACCUGCAAGGUGUGCCUGGACAGGGCCGUGUGCAUCGUCUUCAUCCCCUGCGGGCACCUGGUGGCGUGUGCCGACUGCGCGGCCAGCCUGCAGCACUGCCCCAUCUGCCGCGCGGUCGUGCGGGGAAGCGUGCGCACCUUCAUGUCUUGAGAGCUGCGCUGCUGCGAGACUCGCUGCCAUCCCACCCCCAGGGUCAUUUUCCCCUUGGCGCGGUGCCCCGGGGUUGGCGGGUGGCUCGGUAAAUGUUGUGCAGAUGUUCGAAGGUAACGCGUUGGCGCUCCCACUGAGGCCGACUGAGGGACGGAUGAUGUCCACAACGCGGAGCUCAUAGUGCUCAUGUGACCACAUGGAGAAAGAGUUUCACAUUUCUACAUUUCUUCACACACACCGGCUCCUCAACUUACAAACUCUGUUUGUAACUCAUUUUGUUUGUAACUCCAAAGCCACAAUUACCACUAAUAAAGUCACUAAUACCAUGCAGUGAAAACCUAGUAUAAUUACCACUUUAUUUGCUGUCCGGUUAGGCUCUGUAAAC